Messenger RNA from Hermetia illucens (black soldier fly), 758 nucleotides. RefSeq names its product NADH dehydrogenase [ubiquinone] iron-sulfur protein 4, mitochondrial (gene ND-18). The coding region runs from base 115 to 663 and encodes 182 amino acids. The transcript is spliced from 4 exons. NCBI's taxonomy places the organism in Eukaryota, Metazoa, Arthropoda, Insecta, Diptera, Stratiomyidae. Gene Ontology annotation, biological process: electron transport chain. The record is from RefSeq and is a predicted model, not a curated record.
AUUAUUUGUCUGCAAACAUCAUCUGGCCGCAAAAAGUGUCAAUUUGGUCUGUCUGUCAAUCUAGUUGGGCUCUUGGGGUUUGGACUCUUUUAAGUUAUCGAAUAAGCCCUAAACAUGGCAACAAUUACUCGUAUUUUAGCCAAGGAUGUGUCAGCCUUCUGGCCAAGAGCAUUCUUCUCGACCAGCAAUGCCGUCUUUACAUCGUCACGGGAAGCACCACUGAAGGAUCCUUCAGCAGUCAUUGCAAAACCAGAGGAAGUUGAACAGAAGAAGAAACUUUCUGGUGUGAUUACCGUGCCAACAAAGGUUGAUAUCAGUCCAAUCACUGGGGUGCCGGAAGAGCACGUGAAAACACGGCGUGUUCGCAUUUAUAUGCCAGCCAAGAAUGCAAUGCAGAGUGGCACAAACAAUCUUAACUAUUGGAAAAUCGAUUUCGAUAACAGGGAACGAUGGGAGAACCCAUUGAUGGGAUGGUGUUCCACUGGCGAUCCACUUUCAAAUAUGCAAGUUGAAUUUAAUUCCAAGGAUGAAGCUAUUGAUUUUUGCGAAAAGAACGGAUGGCGAUGGUUUGUUGAAUCUUUGCCUGCACCAAAAAAGGAGAAGCCCAAGAGCUAUGGUAUCAAUUUCUCUUUCAAUAAACGAACACGCGUAUCAACGAAGUGAGCUAAACUUCUAGUAAUGUUGGAAUGAUUAAUGAAAAUUUGCUGAUUAUAUCUUAUUUUAUGUAAAAUAAAAAAAAAGAUGGAGCUCAAAACGAA